This is a messenger RNA of Glycine soja, 617 nucleotides long. RefSeq names its product nucleolar transcription factor 1-B-like. The coding region runs from base 62 to 439 and encodes 125 amino acids. The record is from RefSeq and is a predicted model, not a curated record. The transcript has a single exon. Lineage: Eukaryota; Viridiplantae; Streptophyta; Magnoliopsida; Fabales; Fabaceae.
CACCUUUCAGUUCCUCAACUCAGAAAACAGAGUUGACAGAGAAACAUCACUCACAGCGAAAAUGGCAAAGAGAACGCUGCUGAAGCUAAAGCCAAGUCUCCACGUUCCGUUACGUUUCUUCCGCAGCUCCACUUUGGCCCUGACCCGACCCCUUGGCCCGCUUGCCCGACCCGAAUCCCCCUCGAUAUCCCUCUUCAAACCCUCCACCGUUCACUUCCCGGGCAUACUCGCAAGGCAAAUGGUCACUGCGAGAUCGCCACGUGGCGCUUCAAAAAGGAACGAUGAGGAGGAGGAGGACGAUGAUGAUGAUGAUGAUGGUUUUGAUGACGAGGAUGGAUUCGAUCUCGACGAUGAGUUCGACGAUUCCGAUGAUGGUGACGGCUUUGAUGACGAGGAAGAAGAAGAGAAACCCAAGGGAAAAAAGAAGAAGACAUGGUGACUUUUUUAUGAAAAUAAAAAAUAAAAUCUUUUUAUGUUUGUUUCUUCGGUAUUUGAUCGGUUUCGGAUUAAUCAGGGUUGUCUCUGGUGUGUAUGUGAAUUCCCAGUGUUGAAUUUUACUUCAAUCUUUGUAUCUUCUCUAUUUAUACGGUUUUAUUUUUGUCUGUUGCUUCGUUUAA